AUGAAUCCUCGAAAGUCGCGGAAAGGAUUAGGAAAAGCAGGGAAGAAGCGCCGUCACAGGCGUAUUCUUCGCAACAAUAUUACAGGAAUCACGAAGUCUACAAUUCGUAGUCUAGCACGCCGAGGAGGAGUAAAACGUAUAUCGGCAUUAGUUUACAGCGAAAUUCGUGAUGUGCUUAAAACUUUUCUUGAAAAUGUGUUGCAUGAUGCUGUUAUUUAUACUCAAUUUGAAAAAAGAGACGUGGUGCAUACAUUAGAUGUUAUUUACGCCUUAAAAAGACGUGGUCAUACACUUUAUGGAUUUGACAAGUAA
Messenger RNA from Cotesia glomerata, 312 nucleotides. Its product is annotated as histone H4-like. NCBI's taxonomy places the organism in Eukaryota, Metazoa, Arthropoda, Insecta, Hymenoptera, Braconidae. The transcript has a single exon. The record is from RefSeq and is a predicted model, not a curated record. Bases 1 to 312 code for a protein of 103 amino acids. Gene Ontology annotation, molecular function: protein heterodimerization activity; structural constituent of chromatin; DNA binding. Gene Ontology annotation, biological process: nucleosome assembly.